AUGUACACGGAGACACUGUCGACCUCCUUCACGGGAAUGAGCUUCCCGCAGGCGAGCGAAUUAUGCUUCACGAAGCUCAAGCUGCUGCUGCUCGCCAUCGAGAUCAAAGGCGAGGAGGGAGCCGACAGCAAGAUCUCCAUCAACCCGCGCAGUGCCAAGAUACACGCCAACACGCAAGGCUUCUUUAUAGCGCAGUCUGCUGACGAGGUCAAAAGAGCUUGGUAUUAUUGCAAGGCCUGCCACGAGGACAUCAAAGACGAAACGCUCAUCAAGAAGUGCAAAUGCAAAAACUAUGAUCACCAUCCUCCCCCCACCUUCACGCCGCCAGAGUUGCCCAAGAAGGUCCAUGUUCGAGGUGAAAUUGCGAGAGAAAGAGGGGAGGAUACUAGUUUAAUAAAUCGCAACCAUCGGAGUGCGGCGCCGACAACGCUGCUGUCUCCGAGCGCGAACCAGCUGGUGAACACCACCACCACGAGGCAGGUCAACAAGGUGAAGCCCAACGUCAACAGGGCACCACCGGACACGCCUACGAGUAGAAGCAGUGGUGGUAACCAAAACAGCAAUGGCGUCAGCCUGCCCGCGGGCCUGGCUGAUGACCAGUCGAAAGAUUUCGACUUCGAAAAGACUGAAAUGAAGUAUGACUCCACUGGAAUGUUCCAUUGGAGCCCUGCGAGGAAUUUGGAAGAUUGUAUUUUAGACCGAAAUCAGGCGGCCAUGACAGUUCUGAACGGGCACGUGGUAGUGUGUUUGUUCGCGGACCCUGACUCGCCGCUCAUUGGGUUACGGAACCUGGUGAUGCCGCUGCGGGCCUCCAACUUCCACUACCACGAGCUCAAGCACGUCGUCAUCGUGGGGAGCGUCGACUAUAUUAGGAGAGAGUGGAAGAUGUUGCAGAAUCUACCAAAGAUUUCUGUUUUGAAUGGUUCACCGCUAAGCCGGGCUGACUUGCGUGCAGUGAAUGUGAACUUGUGCGACAUGUGCUGUAUCCUGUCGGCGAAGGUGCCAUCAAACGAUGACCCGACGCUGGCCGACAAGGAAGCUAUCUUGGCUUCGCUGAACAUCAAGGCGAUGACGUUCGACGACACGAUAGGAGUGCUGAGCGCCGGCGUCACCAACGGCAGCAGCGCGGCGCCGCCCCCGCCUGGCGCGCCGCCCGCGCCUGUCUUACUGCAGCGCAGGGGGUCCGUCUAUGGUGCCAAUGUGCCUAUGAUUACUGAGUUGGUGAACGACAGUAACGUGCAGUUCCUGGACCAGGACGACGACGAUGACCCGGACACGGAGCUGUACCUGACGCAGCCCUUCGCGUGCGGUACAGCCUUCGCCGUCAGUGUACUCGACUCACUUAUGUCCACCACUUAUUUCAACCAAAAUGCCUUAACGUUGAUUCGCUCGUUGAUCACGGGCGGCGCGACGCCAGAGCUGGAGCUCAUCCUGGCCGAGGGCGCGGGGCUGCGCGGCGGGUACUCCACGCCAGAGAGCUUAGCUAAUAGGGAUCGGUGUAGAGUGGGUCAGAUCUCGUUGUAUGACGGUCCACUGGCGCAGUUUGGCGAGGCUGGCAAGUACGGCGACCUGUUCGUGGCGGCGCUCAGCACGUACGGCAUGCUGUGCAUCGGCCUGUACCGGUUCCGAGACACUUCCUCCUCCUGCGACGCCAGCAGCAAGCGAUACGUCAUCACCAACCCGCCCGAUGACUUCUCGCUGCUACCUACCGACCAGGUGUUCGUGCUGAUGCAGUUCGACCCGGGCGUGGAGUACCGGUCGUCGCGGCGCGCGGCGGCGGGCGCGGGCAAGGACGACGCCUCCUGA
Spodoptera littoralis (African cotton leafworm) is the source of this 1806-nucleotide messenger RNA. NCBI's taxonomy places the organism in Eukaryota, Metazoa, Arthropoda, Insecta, Lepidoptera, Noctuidae. The record is from the annotation of a GenBank genome assembly.